GGAAAGAUUGUAAGUCUGGAGCAGAUCUACCUCCACUCGCUUCCCGUGAAAGAACAUCAGAUCGUGGAGACGAUACUCGGCCCCCACCUAAAGGACGAGGUCAUGAAGAUUAUGCCAGUCCAGAAGCAGACCCGAGCCGGGCAACGUACUCGCUUCAAGGCCUUUGUGGUCGUCGGAGAUGGAAACGGUCAUGUUGGCCUUGGUGUAAAGUGCUCCAAAGAAGUAGCCACAGCGAUCCGCGGUGCCAUUAUUCUUGCGAAGCUUUCAGUGGUACCAGUGAGGAGGGGAUACUGGGGGAACAAGAUCGGGAAGCCGCAUACUGUGCCGUGCAAGGUCACUGGGAAGUGCGGAUCUGUCACGGUGCGU
Phalaenopsis equestris is the source of this 366-nucleotide messenger RNA. Its product is annotated as 40S ribosomal protein S2-2. The record is from RefSeq and is a predicted model, not a curated record. Lineage: Eukaryota; Viridiplantae; Streptophyta; Magnoliopsida; Asparagales; Orchidaceae. Gene Ontology annotation, biological process: translation. Gene Ontology annotation, cellular component: cytosolic small ribosomal subunit; ribosome. The transcript has a single exon. The annotation marks the transcript as partial. Gene Ontology annotation, molecular function: RNA binding; structural constituent of ribosome.